Molecule: messenger RNA, 1217 nt
Organism: Perognathus longimembris pacificus (Pacific pocket mouse)
Lineage: Eukaryota; Metazoa; Chordata; Mammalia; Rodentia; Heteromyidae
Product: lactadherin-like
Source: RefSeq, a predicted model, not a curated record
ACUGCAGUAUGCCCCUGGGCAUGGAGGGCGGCGCCAUCGGUGACUGGCAGCUCUCCGCCUCAUCCUUGCAUAUGGGCUUUGUGGGCCUGCAGCGCUGGGGCCCGGAGCUGGCCCGCCUGCGGCGCAGCGGCCUAGUCAAUGCCUGGACGGCCAGCAACCACGACCAGAAGCCCUGGAUCCAGGUGAAUCUGCUUCGGAAGAUGCGGGUGACCGGUGUAGUGACGCAAGGUGCCAGCCGCGCUGGGACACCCGAGUAUCUGAAGACCUUCAAGGUAGCCUACAGCCUCGAUGGACACAAGUUCCAGUUCAUCCAGGACGAAGAGGGGUCUGGAGACAAGGAGUUUGAGGGCAACAUGGACAAUAACAGCCCGAAGAUCAACAUGUUCAAGACCCCUCUGGAGACGCAGUAUGUGCGGCUAUUCCCCGUGGACUGCCGCCGCGGUUGUACCCUGCGCUUUGAGCUUCUGGGCUGCGAGUUGAAUGUUUGCUCAGGACACCUGGGGCUGAAAGACGGCAGCAUCCCCGACGAGCAGAUCACAGCCUCCAGCAGCUACAAGACACUGGGCCUGCGUGCCUUCGGCUGGACCCCCUUCUACGGGCGGCUGGACCGGCAGGGCAAGUUCAACGCCUGGGCUGCCCAGGGCAACGACGCCGAUGAGUGGCUGCAGGUUGACCUGGGCUCCCAGAGGCAGGUGACGGGCAUUAUCACCCAGGGGGCCCGCGACUUCGGCUACAUCCAGUAUGUGGCUGCCUACAAAGUGGCCUACAGUGACAACGGCAAGACCUGGACUGAGUACAGGGAGGCCGGGGCCACCGAGAGCAAGAUCUUCCUGGGCAACUCGGACAACUAUUCCCACAAGAAGAACAUGUUUGAGAAGCCCUUCAUGGCCCGCUACGUGCGGGUGCUGCCCGUGGCCUGGCAUAACCGAAUCACCCUGCGCCUGGAGCUGCUGGGCUGUUAGCAGCCGCCGUACCUGACUAGUUUGUUGAGAUGGGGUCUCGCUAACUACGUCUCUCCCAGCCCUGCUGCAUGGCGUGACCUGCUGCCUUUCCAGCCCUCCUGUGACUCCAGGGGCUGGGGUGAGGAGAGGGGGGUCCUUGCCUCUCUCUUUCUCUCCCUCUCUUGUCCUCCAGCCUCGACACAUCCCUGUACCAACCAACCCCCCCCCCCAAUACCAUCCCAUUUUCUCAGGAACCCAAGAACAUGGCAGGCCUGG